Folsomia candida is the source of this 4946-nucleotide messenger RNA. Its product is annotated as cAMP-specific 3',5'-cyclic phosphodiesterase. The coding region runs from base 2399 to 4672 and encodes 757 amino acids. Gene Ontology annotation, cellular component: nucleus; perinuclear region of cytoplasm; cytosol. NCBI's taxonomy places the organism in Eukaryota, Metazoa, Arthropoda, Collembola, Entomobryomorpha, Isotomidae. The record is from RefSeq and is a predicted model, not a curated record. The transcript has 25 exons. Gene Ontology annotation, molecular function: 3',5'-cyclic-AMP phosphodiesterase activity. Gene Ontology annotation, biological process: signal transduction.
GAUAGACAAGAACUAAUGUCAAGCUUACCAGUUUUAACUUGUAAUAAGACGGGAACGCGUCGCGAAAUCCAUUAGAUUCUUCUCCUUAGUAAAUCUUAUGGAUUUUGGCAUUUUGCAUACCGCAAUUUUCUAUCUUGAAAUCAUUGUGAUAUAGGAGAUCAUCCUUUAGUUUAGUGGUCGGUUGGCUAUUUGAAGGGGGGGUAGAGAGACAGCUAACAGACUGCCACGAUGUACGACUGACAGACAAAACCAAACCACCUUUCACUUCAAAUACUUAGUUGUGGAGAGAGAGGGACAGUGACGGCUGUGUGGUGGGUAGGUUUGGUUUUGUAUGAAUUUUCACUAUUUAGUCAAAUUGGUCGAGCUGGUUGGUUAAUUUAGUGUGUCUUUUACUCCACGAGGAGAAGAUGCUGUGGGGAAUAAGGUGUAAAAUUCUAUCCACAAUUUGAAAUUAUUUACACGAGAGGGAAAGGGAGGAUAUUAAUUUCUAAUUUUAAGCCGAGUUUACAGAGAAUCGAGGCCUGCUGCUCGUCCAUUAUUUCAUACGUCAACACUCAACUUUCACUUUUAUAAAGUUUCCUCCACCGCUCCUGCUGCUGCUGUUUUAGUUAAAAUCCUCUUAAAAAGUUUGUCCCUAUUCAAACAGAGGAACCAACCAGCGAAUAAGUACUAUGUGAAAUAAGUGGUUGUCGAAGAAUGAAUUUUGCAUGGGGGUAUGGAAAUAGGGAAUUCUAUACGUAACGUGCUGGUCGUCUAGUGGUACGACGACGUCGACUUUCUCCCCAGAACUAAAAAAAGAAGGAUAUAGGAUAGCUAGACAAGUCGUUCUUCAAUUUCCAAAGUAAAAGUAGACCUUGUUCAAACAGAGAGAGAGAGAGAAAAAAAAAUCCAAUUAAUUUUCAAGCCUUGAUUACUCUCUGAAGUUUAAAUAAGUGAAAAACACAGUAGUUGAGUGAAAGUCACCACACCACGACGCAGUAGGAAUUAUUAACAAACGGAAUAUUGCAAGACAAUAGGAUAGCACUUCGAUCGGAUCGUGCAUGAUAAUCUCAUCAUCAGUGUGUGACGAAGAGGAGGUUGCAUUAUUAUCUAGCUCAGGUGGUGAGAAAGCAGUUAAGAGAAAGCAAUACAAAAACUUUCUCAACAUUGACAAUCGUCUUGGUCUCGUCUCUUGGGAAAAAUCUGCACACGUGUUUGUUCAAUGUUCUUCUCCUCCUGCUCGUCCACUUUCUCCACUUUCUCCUUCGCACGCCGAACAAAGAAAAUAGAAGACCAAUUCCAACUUUCUCCACCAGACUGCUUACCCCAUCAUCAACACUAUCAAUAUUAUCACUACCACCACCAUACCAUCACUUUCUCCAUUAAGUUCAUUUACUAAAUAAUUCCAACGAGCAACUUUCUCCACCUUUGGGAUAGACUCGUGAGACUUAAGUGAAUCAACGACCCGCUAACAAUUUGUUUCUAUUUUCCGCUCUCUCUGUCGUAAUAAGGACAACCAAAAUACAAAAAGUUUUAGUUCCAUCUCACCCAGGAAGGAUUUUGCAAGUUGUACAUAGUCAUAAAUUGUUGUUGUCACACGACCCUUCCAGACGGACAAGGGGAGAGAAAUGUACUCUUUUGUACAUGUACCGGGGAGAGUGAGAACCUAUAUUGAAAAACGGAGAGUAGUGGUUUUCCUCGUGGUUUUGGUUCAGUGGAGAAAGUUUUUUGUACUUUAUUAGUCGCUUUUUCCCCGCACUUGAUAUUAUUACAUAUAUCUUUUGGCACAUUGAGAAGUAAUAGAAAUUGAGAUCAAUACUACUUUUGUGUCCUGAACUCUGAGUGCAUUCUUGGCGAUUCUUCUUGCCUGGUGGUGGUUUGGUUUGGUCUGGUUCAGUUGAUUUUAUGGACCUUUACGUUACGAAUCGAAUACUUGAUAAUCAUCGUCAUCAUCAUCAUCUUCUAUUCUGCAGUAGUAUCUCCAUCCUCCCCUCAUCAUCUCGUCGCAUUUCUCGUCCUCAUUCUUCACAUAUUUAGUUGGCACACAGUUGGCCUAUGUAUUUCGGAGAUAUUAUUAUUAUUAUUAGACCCUUUUGUGAUAGUGAAAGGAAGGAAACGUGUGGAAAGAAAGGGGCUCAAACUCACUAGUUGGAUUGGAUGCAUAGAUACGAACGAAAUGAAUGUGAUGGAAGAGGCACAUUUAUUAGGCCAAUCCAAUUAGUCAGCCCACUUUCUCCCCACGAAAUCACGAUGCCGUCGCUGUGUGUAACGAUUUUCUGAGUAAAAAUCUAAAGAAGAGAUAAAAACUUUGCACUUUUUGUAUAAAGAAAAAACAACAACAGCAACAAACGAACUUUACUUGAGUGGAUGUGAUAAUCCGUCGUAAUUGUGGUUAGAGAGUAAUAAUAAUAACCUUAAAAUGGAGGAAGAGGACGACAAAGUGUCUGAAAAGUUGAAGCCGACGGAUGUGGAAUUCUUUAAGCGAGUCUUGUUGGGGGAAAGCACGACUGAGAAGUUUAGACGGACUUUCUCCGUCGAAACGGGAAAUGGGCCGCAUCUUUGGAACAACAGGGUGAUGAGGGUGCCGAGAAAGAGGACGAGUGCGCCGACAGGGCAGUUUGGAAGGACCAAUUCUACAGUUAAGAAUCUAGUCAUUUUAAGAAGUAGGAGAUCUUGGCCCAUUGCACCGCCACGAAUUAGAAGUUUCGACGUUGACAAUCAACCCCCGCCCGGACAACACUCUUCCCACCGGUUGCUCGACCCCUCGUCUCAAUCACCGUCUUCCUCUUCGGGUGUCCACCUGCACCACCAUGGCGGCGGCGGCGGCGGUGGACCCCUCCCAUCUCAAGCCCCACGCAGAGAAAGCUUCCUUUACAGAUCAGACUCGGAUUUCGACAUGUCACCUAAAACCAUGUCAUCCUUGUCGCGGAUCGCGGCCGCAGCUUCCGCGACACCUUCAACUUCCCAAUUUUCUCAGCAGUAUCCACUCGCCGCGAGCAAUUCUUCUGCCGAUGUUUACUACGGUCACGGGGACGACUAUAUUGUGACACCGUUCGCCCAAAUCUUGGCGAGUUUGCGGAGUGUGAGAAAUAAUUACAUCGCUUUGACUAAUGUCUCGACGCAUAGGUCGCGACGUUCUUCGUCUUCAACUACGCUUGCUGGUACUUCCGGGGGAGGUUCCCCUGGAAGUACGAGUCCACAACAGCCAAAUAAAUUCGCCACACCCGGUGAAGAAGGGUAUACAAGGUUGGCUUUAGAGACGCUUGAUGAGCUGGACUGGUGCUUGGAUCAAUUGGAGACCAUCCAGACCCAUCGGAGCGUUUCUGAUAUGGCAACUUCAAAAUUUAAACGAAUGCUUAACAAAGAACUCAGCCAUUUCUCAGAAUCGAGUAAAUCGGGGAAUCAGAUUUCCGAGUACAUCUUUUCUACUUUUGUUGAUAAAAACCAAGAACUGGACAUCCCAUCCCUCCGUGUAGAAGAUGAUGAUGAAGAUGAACCGUCGUCACCAACGGCGAGUGGAGCGAGGAACUUGGAGGGGAAGUUGAUGUCACAGAUUGAAGGGGCGUCACCACGAAGUCGCAUCUUGUCGCAUACUCAAUCCCUCGGAAGUACUGAUAAAAUACCCAAAUUUGGAGUGGAGACUGAGCACGAGGAGGAACUUGCCAUCCUACUGGAAGAUGUGGAUCGCUGGGGGUUGGAUAUAUUCCAUUUGAGCGAGUUGAGCAACACGCAUCCACUCACCGCUGUCUGCUACACCAUUUUUCAGGAACGCGAAUUACAAAAGACAUUCAAAAUCCCUACCAAAACGCUGGUAAACUUUCUCCUCACUUUGGAAGAUACGUAUGUACGAGAGGUCCCCUAUCAUAACAGUCUCCACGCAGCCGAUGUAACCCAAUCCACUCAUGUCCUCUUACUUUCACCAGCGUUGGAGUCGGUAUUUACGCAUCUCGAAAUUUUGUCGGCAAUUUUUGCUGCAGCUAUCCAUGAUGUUGACCAUCCUGGACUAACGAACCAGUUUUUGGUCAAUUCGAGUUCGGACUUGGCUUUGAUGUACAACGAUGAGUCGGUUUUGGAAAAUCACCAUUUGGCCGUCGCAUUCAAACUCUUGCAGAAUCCAGAGAUGGAUAUUCUCAACACAUUAUCCAAAAAACAAAGAACUACGCUUAGAAAGAUGUGCAUCGAUAUGGUCCUGGCGACAGAUAUGAGUAAACACAUGAGCUUACUGGCCGAUCUUAAGACCAUGGUUGAGACAAAGAAAGUGGCUGGAUCGGGGGUGCUUCUCCUCGAUAAUUACACGGACAGAAUUCAGGUCCUUCAAAAUAUGGUGCACUGUGCAGAUUUGAGCAAUCCAACGAAACCGCUAGACCUUUAUAGGAAAUGGGUGGACAGAAUUAUGGAGGAAUUCUUCCUACAAGGGGACAAGGAGAGAGAACAGGGUCUAGAUAUAUCAGCAAUGUGCGACCGACAUAACCCAUCCAUUGAAAAGUCGCAGGUUGGAUUCAUAGACUUUAUUGUUCAUCCACUCUGGGAAACAUGGGCCGACCUCGUGCACCCCGAUGCCCAAGAUAUUCUGGAUAUGUUAGAAGAGAACAGGGAUUUUUACCAAAGUUUAGUUCCAGCCUCUCCUCAAAACGAGUCUGAGAAGAUAGAAGAAGAAGAAGACUCUGAGAUAACGAUCACGGUGAACAAGUGACAUAAUAGUCGGCCUGACUUAUUUAGAAAUAUAAUAAACCGUCUUAGAUUUCUAUUUCCUAAUAAAAAAUAAUUUUAAUUUUAAUUUUAACCAAAAUAUUUCAUCCUCAAUUAACUCCAAUUUCUCUCGAAUAUAAAUUUUAAAAAAGUUGCUGGCGACUGAUAUAAUAAUUACUACCUCCUCCGUCGAUACAUGUGUGUGUAUAAUUUAGGAUGAAAUAGACAAUCAAAAGAAACCGAAUAAAUAAAAACUCUAGUCUAUAACAAACUCAAGA